AUGGUUGAGCGUUUCCAUCGCCAGCUAAAGACGGCCCUGCGUGCCGUAGAAGACCCAGGAAACUGGUCGGACAACCUUCCUCUUGCACUCCUCGGCAUCCGCGCAGCUCUGAAGUCGGAUCUGGGCUGUAGCGCAGCGGAAUUGGUUUUCGGCACUACCCUCCGACUGCCAGGCGAAAUGGUCGCCCCAACCUCUCGUGGGGCCGAAGAGACUCCUGACAACCUUGUGCGCCGUUUGCGACAAUUUAUGCGCUCGCUAUCCACAGUUUCACCUCGAACUCCAAUGAUUGAGUCUUAUGUCGAAAAAGACUUGGACAACUGCACUCACGUGUUCGUCCGGUGCGACCUUGUGCGCCAGCCGCUGGAAUCACCAUAA
Spirometra erinaceieuropaei is the source of this 375-nucleotide messenger RNA. NCBI's taxonomy places the organism in Eukaryota, Metazoa, Platyhelminthes, Cestoda, Diphyllobothriidea, Diphyllobothriidae. The record is from the annotation of a GenBank genome assembly.